Fonticula alba is the source of this 1472-nucleotide messenger RNA. RefSeq lists its product as hypothetical. Gene Ontology annotation, molecular function: protein binding. The transcript has 4 exons. The record is from RefSeq and is a predicted model, not a curated record. The coding region runs from base 39 to 1106 and encodes 355 amino acids. Lineage: Eukaryota; Rotosphaerida; Fonticulaceae.
UCCCUUUCCCCCCUCCCCCCUCUGAUCGCGCCCCCAACAUGACCAAGAGCCCUGGCCUUCGGAAGCGCAUGGCCCUCAAGACCACCUCCACCCGGAUGAGUGAUCUGCCGGUGGAGAAGCUCCUCGAGCGCACGCAGAUCUACCUCGACCGCUUUGACUUCUCCUCGGCCCUGCGCUACGUUUCGGCCGCCAUCUCCAAGGAGCCGGAUAACAUCCAUGCGCUGGAGCUCCAGGCGGCCGCGCUGCUGGAGCUGGGCGAGGUGGACCAGGCCUUCCAGGUCCUCAAGAAGUGUGUCGACAUCUCGCCGACCACCGGGCACGACAAGUUCCUCACCCUGGGCCAGCUGCACGCCGGCCACGAGGCCCUUGGCUUCUUCCGCCGCGGUGUGGAGGUCCUCCAGAGCGACCUUCAGAUUGCCCCGGCCGAGUACCAUCCCGGCCUCAUCAGGCAGCUUUCGUCGGCCUUCUGCACCAUGGCCGAGAUCUACCUGACGGACUGCUGCGAUGAUGACGACGCCGAGCAGCAGUGUGUGACCCUCGUGGAGCAGGCCAUCCAGGCGGACCCCACCAACCCGGAGGCCUUCCUGAUGCAGUGCAGCCUGCGCAUUUCCCAGGAGGACCCCUCGGGCGCCGGGGCCGCUCUGGACCAGUGCCUGUCGCUGUGGUAUGUGCCGACCAUCAACCAGGAGGCCAACAAUGCCUCGGACGAGGGGGCCGACGAUCCCGACGGCGGCGCCCUGGAGGUGGACUCGGCGCACCAUGCCGACCUGCCGGCCUUCGAGCUCCGCAUGCAGGCGGUCAAGCUGCUGCUGGAGCUCGGUCGCCAUGAGGUGGGCCUGGACAUCGCCGAGCAGCUGAUCAGCGAGGAUGACGAGGUCAUCGGUGUCUGGUACCUGGCCGGCUGGGCGGCCUACCUGCUUGGGGACCUGCCCCAUGCGCUGGAGUUCCUGACCCAGGCCCUGACGCUCUACAAGACCCUGGGCUCCGAUGAGGAGGAGCUGCUGGAGCACGCCACCGAGCUUGUGGCCGAGCUCCAGAGCAAGGGUGUCACCGUGGCCGACGCUGGCGCCGAGGACGGCGACUCCGACAACGAGAUGGAGGAGUAAGCGCCACGCGUCGGCACACGCGCACAACUGCCUGGUGUGCCCCCCGCCCUCCGUCUGUCGCUCUCUCCUCCCCCGGGGCGCCCUCCCCCCAUCUGCUCGCCGGCCGGGAGGUCAAUUUGUCUCGUGGCCAGCCCCGGUGGGGGCACCCUCCCCCCCCCCGGGCCGACAGAGAUCGUGCCUCGAUGCUCGCGCUGCCAUGACGCCGCCCGCCCACCUGCCCACUUGCGGCGCCCCCCCCCCCUCCACAACACUGUCCUUGAUCUCCCCGCUCCACCUCCUCGCCUCGCCUUUUUCUCCUGGCGCGACUGGGUCGGCUGCGAUCGCGGCGCCGCCGCAGCCACAAACACACACACACACACACAGACA